GUGUUAGUUUCUUUUAUAAAAAUGGCGGAUCAAAUGCUUCCGUAAUGUUCCUCAAUUCAUUUGCGAAUAUCUAAUAAAAGAACUGAAGUUUUAAUUCGAAAAAUAAGUUCAAGAAGCGCUCAUUUCCAUCCGCGACCUCUUUUUGUAAGAGUAUUCUAAGAUGGCGUGCUGUCACCGUGUCAUAUGUGUAUUAUGAUUGUUUCGAUGCAUCAAAACGUUCACGUAGUGUGACAGGUUUCAUUUUCAUUGUGACAGUAGUUCUUGUGUAUCGAACGACGAAGAAAUUUUUAAUUUUGUUGAAACCUUAAAUUAUUUUGUAAUGGAAACCGAGAGACGGUCAGAUUUGUAUGAAGAAUGGAAAAAACGGAAUUAUCCGUGGUUGCCUGUAUAUUUUCAAUAUGUGAAAUAAUUGGACCAGAAAAAUUCAAUUUUCCAGGCCUUUCUGGGCCCGCUUCCUCAGGGAUUCCUUAGAGUAGAAGAACGUAUUAUCCAGCAACAACAAGAAGCUGCGGAUGAACAGGCAGCACUUGCGCUUCAUCAAAUGCAAAUGCAAAUUGGUAGACUCAGUAUAACGAUUGUCCAGGCUAAACUAGUAAAAAACUAUGGGAUGAUCAGAAUGGAUCCAUAUGUGAGAAUGAGAGUAGGUCAUGCAGUUUAUGAGACACAUACAUGCUCGAAUGGAGCAAAGAAUCCGCAUUGGAACAAAGUUAUUCAAUGCUAUUUACCACCUGGAGUUACACAAAUAUACAUAGAAAUCUAUGAUGAAUGUUCUUUUGUAAUGGACGAGUUAAUAGCAUGGGGCCAUGUAGACAUUCCACCCCAAGUGCUUCAAAAAGGAGAGACACGUGAAGAUUGGUACAUGCUCAGUGGAAAACAAGGAGCUAAUCAAGAGGGAAUGAUAAAUCUAGUUUUUAGUUAUACGACCAAAGGCCACCCAUACAUGAGUGUACCACCUGUUAUGAUGGUUCCGUCUUCAACGAUGUUUGGUAUAGGAAGACAACAUGCACCAGUAAAUGUUUAUGCAGCACCAUCCACAGCUGCUAUACCACCACCACCACCACCUGUUAUGCCCAGUUCUACGCCAAAUGCUGAAGUUGAAUUGAAACAGAUUUCAGAAAUGUUCCCAAAUGUGGACAAAGAAGUAAUUAAAUCUGUUUACGAUGUGAAUCAAGGGAAAAAAGAUGCAACUAUAAAUUCAUUACUUCAGAUGUGUGAAUAAGUAGCUUUUUUAUGCGAAUUAUUCUAUUUAAUUCCAAAGGCCAUAUUUGUAUUUUCUGCUAUGCUGUAUUCCUUUCAGAAUGUAAUAUAUGUGCGAUCUAUUACCAUGCAUUUUAUGGUAUUUUAACGUUUAGGAAGUUUCGUAAGGAGAUUCAUAAGACUUUAUCGGGCAGGGAAAUAUAUUUUCUGUGAAAGUAACAUUUUCAAUGUUUCCCGUAUUUAUUGAUCCUUUAUUUCUAUGUUUAUUGUACAUAUAAGAAUCGUCUAAGCAAUCUGUAUAUUUAAAAAAAAGAUAGAAUCAAGUAGUUUUCAUUUCGGUAACAAAAUUCUAUAUAAAUUAUAUUCUUUAUAAAAAUAUGGUAGUAUCAAAGGUGAACACGUAUAUUCAUAACUUUUUAUGCUGAGAAAUGUAAGCGGAUGUUCAAACCUAAACUAACAUACAGUUUUAAGUAGUAAAUACAAAAUGCUACAAAUAUUCCCCCAUGAUUUUUUGUUGUUUCUGUUACCAAGUUAAGGUAAUAUUUGUAACUUUUC
Nomia melanderi (Alkali bee) is the source of this 1752-nucleotide messenger RNA. RefSeq names its product toll-interacting protein. Gene Ontology annotation, cellular component: cytoplasm. Lineage: Eukaryota; Metazoa; Arthropoda; Insecta; Hymenoptera; Halictidae. Gene Ontology annotation, biological process: ubiquitin-dependent protein catabolic process. Gene Ontology annotation, molecular function: ubiquitin binding; ubiquitin conjugating enzyme binding. The record is from RefSeq and is a predicted model, not a curated record.